AUGCUUUCAGCAACAUACGUCGCUAUUGUCGGUGUAUUAAUUGGCUGGUACUUGGUCAAACGGCGCAAGUCAACUUCGGCUUUGCCAUUGCCGCCUGGCCCGACACCGCUACCACUUAUUGGCAAUGCUCACCAAGCACCCAAGUCAUAUGGCUGGCGAACAUAUCAACAAUGGAGCGAGAAAUAUGGACCAAUUGUUCAUGUCAAUAUGCUUGGACAGCACAUUGUCAUUCUAUCGAAAUCCGAGCUAGCACAUGAGCUUCUCUCAAAACGUGGUCCCAUUAUGUCGGAUCGACCUCAUCUUUUCCUGGCGACUGAGCUAGCCCUGAAGGGAUUCAACCUUCUCAUGAUGAACUACACGGACCAGUUCAAAAAACAUCAGCGGCUACAGGCUUCUGUGUUGAACGCGACACCGGCAGGUUCAUAUAUCCCUCUCCAGGAGAUGGAAUCAAAGCAAUUGCUACUCGAACUCAUGGAGAGUGAUGGAAAAAACGAUACCUAUUUCCAAGGGAACUUUCAACGUCUGACUGCGAGCAUCGUGCACACAUUAUUGUAUGGCUUCCGUAUUAAAGACUUCAACGAUCCCAUUCUCCUUGAUGUUGUUAAGUUGAAUGAGGAAUUCGGCUGGUUCGUUCAACCUGGGGCGCAUCUCGUGGAUAUUUUCCCUGUACUCAAUAACCUGCCCAGCUUCCUUGCCCCCUGGAAAGCAAAGGCUGAGAAUCACUAUACGACCAAAAGCACGCUGCGCGACAAAAACUUCCGCAGAGCGCUUAGUUCAAACUCAUGGAAUAUCUCAAAACAUUUCAAAAAAAUGGUUGAAAAAGACAAGGUCGAAAUGCCCACUCAUGAGCUUGCGUUUGAGCUUGGAACAAUUAUCGAUGCAGCGCUGGACACUACUACCGACAGUUUAAUAUGGUUCGUGGUCAUUUGUAUCACCCAAGAUAAGCACUUCAUCGCCAAGGCACGCAAGGAACUAGAUGCUCACGUGGGGCGCGGUCGACUUCCAGUCCAAGAUGACAAACCACACCUACCGUACAUAUCUGCCAUCGUCGAGGAACUAUUCCGUUUCCGACCAGCCGCUCCAGAGGGUGCUCCACACGUGAGUACUGAGGAGGUGACUUUCCAUGGAUAUACCAUACCUAAGGGAUCAAUAAUUCUGCCUGUUAUUUGGACAAUACUAAGAGAGGAGGCUAUCUUUGGCCCGAGACCUGAUGAUUUCAUCCCAGAUCGCUGGCUGUGUGAAGAUGGUCAAACUCUGCGAAACUUUCCUCAGGGAUUUGGUUAUGGAAGACGGACAUGUCCUGGGCGCCAUUUUGCCCGCAAUAUUAUCUGGCUCGUUGUCGCCCGGCUUCUGUGGUCAUUUGACAUCGAGGCUGGCUUGUCUGAGACGGGUGAGCCCACUGUAGUUGAUCCUGAAGCGUGCUCCUAUGGUAUAGUUAUGCGGGCUCUGCCUUUCAAGGCUUCUUUCAAGCCUCGCGGACCCUGGGUUCGUGACGUUAUUGCUGAAAACGGCGACACAUACAAGGACGAUCAUGAGGCCAUUCUUGACCAGAUUGGAGCUGAGUUUGCUAGACUCUAG
Penicillium macrosclerotiorum is the source of this 1578-nucleotide messenger RNA. RefSeq names its product cytochrome P450. Lineage: Eukaryota; Fungi; Ascomycota; Eurotiomycetes; Eurotiales; Aspergillaceae. Bases 1 to 1578 code for a protein of 525 amino acids. The record is from RefSeq and is a predicted model, not a curated record. The transcript has 2 exons. Gene Ontology annotation, molecular function: heme binding; oxidoreductase activity, acting on paired donors, with incorporation or reduction of molecular oxygen; monooxygenase activity.